Messenger RNA from Misgurnus anguillicaudatus (oriental weatherfish), 1376 nucleotides. The record is from RefSeq and is a predicted model, not a curated record. Lineage: Eukaryota; Metazoa; Chordata; Actinopteri; Cypriniformes; Cobitidae.
CCGAAGAGACUUUUAUUGUGAAACAACGUUUGACGUCAUUUCAACAUGGCAGAACUGGAAAUUGGAAAACAUUGUGAUAUUGAAUCAUGCAAACAAAACGAUUUUCUUCCGUUUGUAUGUAGCAGCUGUUCUGGAGUAUUCUGUUUGGACCACAGAAGCCGAGACUCUCACUCCUGUCCUGAGGUUCCAGUGAAGAGAGAGAUCUCUGGGUCUGGAGGAAACACAUCACAUCCAUGUAACUUUGAGGAUUGCAAAGCAAGAGAAUUACUUCCUGUCAUCUGUCCACACUGUGAUAAACACUUCUGUCUGGGGCAUCGUCAUCAAGAUGACCAUAAGUGUGAAAAGCUGGAGACACCAAAGCCUCGUAUGGCUGCAACACAGGAGCUAGUACAGAAGAUAGUGGAGUCUAAGAAAAAUGCACCUGCAAGUAAAGGCAGAAAAGGAGCGAAAAACGCUGCAACGGCUGCAAAAGUUGCACUGAUGAAGCUUAAGAUGCAUGCUUUAGGAGAUAAAGGCCUACCACAGACGGAGAGGACGUAUUUCCAGGUGUUUCUACCCAAAGAGGCUAAAGACUCGAGCUCGCCCAUGUUCUUCUCUUCUAAAUGGAGUGCCGGUAAAGUGGUGGAUUUCGCUGCAUCUCAAGCCGGUCUGAAAAACAACAAUAACGUUCUCACUGCUAAGAAACUUCGUCUAUGUCAUCCUGAGACGGGCAAAGCUUUUAAGAUGGACGCAAGCCUUCAAUCACUUCUAUCUCAUGCUGAAUAUCCUCUGCACAAUGGAGGCAAUGUCAUUCUGGAGUAUCUGGACAACGAGAGCUCUGGACUUGAUGAUGUCACAGCUUAUAUUCCUUCUUCAUGACUGAAGGUUCUUUAAACAUCUAAGUCUGAAAAAUGGUGGGUUGUGACAAGAUAAUUGAAUUGUUUACUGAAAAAUAAUACUUAAAGCUCUAUAUAUAUAUAAAUAUAGUCUGAUUUGCACCACAUGUUUUAAUAAAUAACACACACACACACACACACACACACACACACACACACACACACACACACACACACACACACACACACACACACACACACACACACACAUAAUAACCUUGUGAGUAUUUAAUACAUAAAUGUAAAGAAGCAUUUGCAAAAUCAGAAAUGGAUAGUUCUUAGAAGCACCCUGAUACUAAAAGACAUGAAAUGAUUGCACUGAAUGGAGUAUGUAUCCUUCUUUCACCAUUGAAAGAGCCAUUAACGAUGAGUUCACACAUUGAUGUAUGCUCUAAUUGCCUGAAAAUACCUGAAAAGGUGUGUUAGUUUCUUGCAACAGCUGUACAUAUUUCUAAGAAACAGACAUGCUGAAGAGGUUUGUUUAAGCAAAAUCUAUUUUUA